AUGGAGGCCACCAAGAACUCAAAUUCCGUCGCGAUAAAUACAGAGAAAUUAGGAACAGAAUCUGCUGUUACAUCUGAAAAUCAAUUGGAAAUACCUUUGUUAGAAGAUUUACAACUUGUUGAAAAACCACAGAAAACACCAGCACAAAAAGUCAUCAGAAAAACAUUCAAAAAAACAGCUAUUUUAUCAAAUCUUUUGCCUUCAGACAGUUUUCGUGACGAAAGAGGGAAAGUCCGUUAUGGAUUGGCUACAUUCAGGGGUUUAUGGAUUAUUGAUGGCUCAUCUCCUCCUGAGGAUGCAGCAAUAUAUAAGCUGAAAUUCAUUGAUUUCUUUCAUGCUUUUUUGUCAAUACUUGUUUUUUGUGCUGUCGCGGCGUUUGAUCAGAAUGUGAUGAAAUGUUUGUACCCUUCUCCGUCUCCAGAUGCUCAGGAGAUCCUCGCGAUAUUGCCAAUGGCUGUUGGGGUGAUUUGCACGUUUUUGUUCGUUGUUUUUCCUACAACUCGUCAUGGAAUUGGAUUCCCUCUUUCGCGUUGUUAGA
This is a messenger RNA of Solanum stenotomum, 538 nucleotides long. Its product is annotated as protein DMP6-like. The record is from RefSeq and is a predicted model, not a curated record. The coding region runs from base 1 to 537 and encodes 178 amino acids. The transcript has 2 exons. NCBI's taxonomy places the organism in Eukaryota, Viridiplantae, Streptophyta, Magnoliopsida, Solanales, Solanaceae. Gene Ontology annotation, biological process: endomembrane system organization.